UAUAGCCUAAUGACGUUGACCUGUAAAGAGGCCCUAUCCAGUGGAGGAAGAAUAUGAAUGUGGGAUUCCACUAGUGCUCCAAUGACUAUACAACAGGGAGGAGAAAAAUCAAGUAGAGAGAGAGAGAGAGAGAUACAGCCCUUGUUCCACUCACUAACUAGAGAGACACUCCCUAGGCCUAUAUCAGGGCGACCAAGCACAUGGGGCGCCAGCCUCCAUAGCGCCGGCCGGGCAAACAGACACCAAGACCCACAGACACAAAGACCGGCACGAGUCACGCUGCGGAGUCAGAGAAGAAAAGAAGAGAAAAACACACACACACACAGUGCAAGUAAACAUGGCGUUGGACAAUGUAUAUAUAUAUAUAUAUAUAUCUCGUGUGCGUCCUGGACACAUGACGAAUACAACUUGAAACUUGGAGUACAACACUAGUCUCAGCCAGGCCUCACAAGUGCAUGUGUUUUAAGGUCCCCAAAAGAGCUCUCCUUUAAAACACCCAGGACCACAUCAGGGGACGCCGAACCAUUUGAUUGCCUUGCCAGACAUCUCGGCUCACUACACAAUCAAUGGUGCUCGCAAUCGGAUGCACUUUUAGGCCAUUUAGGAGACAAAUAGCACAGGAAAACCAGUGCGCACAGCUCCAGCCGACAGUCGAACGGUGAGGUUUUGAGCGAGUUGCAACAAAAUGCACGGGGCUUCUGCAGCCCACAUGACUUUAUUCUGAACGGAGACAAGUCUGCUCACUGGGCCGUUAGCUUUUGGACCAAAAACACGGCUCCGUCGGUGACUUUUGGACCGAUAUUGGCGACCAGAAAACACAAGUGAAAGAGCAUUUGGCCAGCCCGGAGAAGCCGAGCUGGGUGGCUUGAGUCUACAUGGUUCUCAUGUCGCGUUUAAGGCCAGCCCCCUGCACGGUGUGGAGCUUCAAUAGCGCAGAGCAGCGUCUACAGCAAACUACUCCUCACAGACUACCGUAAGUGUGUGUGUUUACCGGACCAAGCGAGAGACAUGGCAGAAGUCGCACCAGCACCCGCCGCCGCGCCGGCCAAGGCACCCAAGAAGAAGGCAGCAGCCAAGCCCAAGAAAGCGGGACCCAGCGUAGGCGAGCUCAUCGUCAAGGCGGUGUCCGCCUCCAAGGAGAGGAGCGGCGUGUCCCUGGCCGCGCUCAAGAAGAGUCUGGCGGCAGGCGGCUACGACGUGGAGAAGAACAACUCCCGUGUCAAGAUCGCCGUCAAGAGCCUCGUCACCAAGGGCACCCUGGUCCAGACCAAGGGCACCGGUGCCUCCGGCUCCUUCAAGCUCAACAAGAAAGCCGUCGAGGCAAAAAAGCCCGCCAAGAAAGCCGCAGCCCCCAAAGCAAAGAAGGUGGCCGCCAAGAAGCCCGCCGCGGCGAAGAAGCCCAAGAAGGUAGCAGCCAAGAAGGCCGUCGCCGCAAAGAAGUCCCCCAAGAAGGCCAAGAAGCCCGCUACACCCAAAAAGGCCGCCAAGAGCCCAAAGAAGGUGAAGAAGCCCGCCGCAGCGGCCAAGAAGGCGGCCAAGAGCCCCAAGAAGGCUACCAAGGCAGCGAAGCCCAAAGCCGCCAAGCCCAAGGCAGCCAAGGCCAAGAAGGCAGCCCCCAAGAAGAAGUAAAGCUAUUACAAACGGUGUUCUACUCGACACAUGUUGUUACCACAAAAGGCUCUUUUAAGAGCCACCCACCUCUUUCCAUAAAAGCGCAUGUCAUUCCA
Messenger RNA from Salmo salar (Atlantic salmon), 1727 nucleotides. RefSeq names its product histone H1. The record is from RefSeq and is a predicted model, not a curated record. NCBI's taxonomy places the organism in Eukaryota, Metazoa, Chordata, Actinopteri, Salmoniformes, Salmonidae. Gene Ontology annotation, cellular component: nucleosome. Gene Ontology annotation, biological process: nucleosome assembly. Gene Ontology annotation, molecular function: DNA binding; structural constituent of chromatin.